Molecule: messenger RNA, 636 nt
Organism: Rhododendron vialii
Lineage: Eukaryota; Viridiplantae; Streptophyta; Magnoliopsida; Ericales; Ericaceae
Product: pentatricopeptide repeat-containing protein At2g33760-like
Exons: 2
Coding region: 1-636 (211 amino acids)
Biological process (GO): RNA modification
Molecular function (GO): protein binding; RNA binding
Source: RefSeq, a predicted model, not a curated record
AUGAUCCUCACCUCCUUCAACAGAACCAGUUGUACAAAACUUGAACCCAUUUUGUUUGCUGUGUCUCACUUCCGUAAAAACUACCACUCCCUUCCCUUGAAUCCCUUUAACUACCUUUUGAACUCUUGUUCCUCUCUUUCGGACCUCAAGCGAAUCCAAGCUCUUGUUCUCGCUAAUGGGUCUCACAGAAACCUUCUGUUAUCGACCAAACUCAUCACUUUAGCCUGCUCCUUGGCUCCAAAAAUGGACUAUGCACGCCAAAUGUUUGAUGUAAUGCCUGAAAAGGAUGUGUUCGUUUGGAACAACCUGAUUCGAGGCUACGCCAAUCUGGGUCCUUGUCAAGAGGCCUUAAUGCUCUAUAGAUACAUGCAUCGAAUUGGGUUGUUACCGGACAGAUAUACUUUUCCUUUCGUUUUUCGGUCUUGUGCAGUCCUCUCGGCCUUGAGGGAAGGGAGGGAAGCACACUGCAAUGUAAUUAAGAACGGGUUCGAUCUGGAUGUGUUUGUGCGGAGUUCUUUGGUUACAAUGUACUCACAGUGUGGGGAGACUUUGAGUUCGGAGUUAGUUUUUGGCGAAAUGGUUGUGAGGAACAUUGUUUCUUGGACUUCAAUGAUUGCGGGGUAUUCACGCUUGUGA